This is a messenger RNA of Maudiozyma barnettii, 1371 nucleotides long. It is a transcript of the gene GDI1, whose product is annotated as Gdi1p. Gene Ontology annotation, biological process: vesicle-mediated transport; protein transport; small GTPase-mediated signal transduction. Gene Ontology annotation, cellular component: cytoplasm. The transcript has a single exon. NCBI's taxonomy places the organism in Eukaryota, Fungi, Ascomycota, Saccharomycetes, Saccharomycetales, Saccharomycetaceae. Gene Ontology annotation, molecular function: Rab GDP-dissociation inhibitor activity. The coding region runs from base 1 to 1371 and encodes 456 amino acids. The record is from RefSeq and is a predicted model, not a curated record.
AUGAGUGAAGAAAUGGAUACAGAAUACGAUGUGAUCGUUCUAGGUACAGGGAUCACUGAAUGUAUUUUAUCAGGGUUAUUAUCUGUUGAUGGUAAGAAAGUUUUGCAUAUCGAUAAACAGGAUCAUUAUGGUGGUGAAUCUGCUUCUGUCAGUUUAUCUCAAUUAUACUCCCAAUUUAAGAAAAAUCCGAUUGGUAAAGAUGAAAUUGAAGCUAAAUUUGGUAAAGACAGAGAUUGGAAUGUUGAUUUAAUUCCUAAAUUUUUGAUGGCUAAUGGUGAACUAACCAAUAUAUUGAUUCAUACUGACGUUACUCGUUACGUUGAGUUUAAACAAGUUUCGGGAUCAUAUGUGUUUAAACAAGGAAAGAUUUAUAAAGUUCCUGCUACAGAAAUGGAAGCAAUUUCUUCUCCAUUAAUGGGUAUCUUUGAGAAACGUAGAAUGAAGAAAUUUUUGGAAUGGAUUAGUAGUUAUAAAGAAGAUGAAAUAAGUACUCAUCAAGGUUUGGACUUAGAUAAGAAUACAAUGGAUGAAGUUUAUUAUAAAUUCGGUUUAGGUAAUUCCACUAAAGAAUUCAUCGGACAUGCUAUGGCUUUAUGGACAAAUGAUGAUUAUUUACAACAACCUGCAAGACCUUCUUAUGAAAGAGUUCUCUUAUAUUGUCAGAGUGUGGCUCGUUAUGGUAAAUCUCCUUAUUUGUACCCAUUGUAUGGUCUUGGAGAGUUACCUCAAGGGUUUGCUCGUUUAUCUGCAAUUUAUGGUGGUACUUAUAUGUUAGAUACACCUAUUGAAAAGGUUUUCUAUUCCAAUGAUGACGCAGAGAAUGGGAAAUUCGAAGGUGUACAAACUAAAUUAGGUACUUUUAAAGCUCCUUUAGUGAUAGCUGAUCCAACAUAUUUCUCUCAUAAAUGUAAAUCUACUGGUCAAAGAGUCAUUAGAGCCAUUUGUAUUUUGAAUCAUCCAGUGCCAAACACUAGUGAUGCUGAUUCUUUACAAAUCAUUAUUCCUCAAUCUCAAGUAGGUAGAAAAAGUGAUAUCUAUAUUGCUAUUGUAUCUGAUGCUCAUAAUGUUUGUUCUAAAGGACAUUACUUGGCUAUCAUUUCUACUAUUGUUGAAACAGACACUCCACAUAUCGAAUUGGAACCUGCUUUCAAAUUACUGGGGCCUAUCGAAGAAAAAUUCAUGGGGAUCGCAGACUUGUUUGAACCAAAAGAAGAUGGCUCCAAAGAUAACAUCUAUCUAUCCAAAUCAUACGAUGCGUCCUCUCAUUUCGAAUCCAUGACAGAUGACGUGAAGGACAUCUACUUCAGAGUUACAGGACAUCCCCUAGUCUUAAAGAAAAGAAAUGACCAAGAAUCACAACAACAAGAAUGA